Microtus ochrogaster (prairie vole) is the source of this 3074-nucleotide messenger RNA. It is a transcript of the gene Cep76, whose product is annotated as centrosomal protein 76. The coding region runs from base 133 to 2007 and encodes 624 amino acids. Gene Ontology annotation, cellular component: centriole. Lineage: Eukaryota; Metazoa; Chordata; Mammalia; Rodentia; Cricetidae. The transcript has 11 exons. The record is from RefSeq and is a predicted model, not a curated record. Gene Ontology annotation, biological process: regulation of centriole replication.
CCGCCCUGCCCGGUCUGACGCGAUCGCGCCGCCGCGCCGCUUAGUGCUCCGCCCGCCACUGAUGCUGAGUGUUCGGGACGACGGGCUUCGCGCUUGCAUUGUCUGAGGCGGCCGCGAGGCGCCAGAGUCGGCAUGUCGCUGCCCCCGGAGAAAGCCUCGGAGCUGAAGCAGCUCAUCCACCAGCAGCUGAGCAAGAUGGAUGUCCAUGGCAGAAUCAGAGAAAUUCUUGCCGAGACUAUACGAGAAGAAUUGGCACCUGAUCAACAACAUUUAUCAACAGAAGAUCUGAUCAAAGCUCUUAGACGUCGAGGAAUCAUUGAUGAUGUGAUGAAAGAACUUAACUUUGUGCCUGAGAGUGUUGAUCAAGAACUCUCUUCUCCAAAGCAAACUGUUGCUUUUGAUAAGCAAUCAACAUUAAAAAAAACUAAUAUUGAUCCAACACGGAGGUAUCUUUACCUUCAGGUUUUGGGUGGAAAAGCUUUCUUGGAACAUCUGCAAGAACCGGAGCCUUUACCAGGACAAGUUUGUUCAACUUUUACUUUAUGUUUACAUUAUCGGAACCAGCGCUUUCGUUCAAAACCUGUUCCAUGUGCUUGUGAACCUGAUUUCCAUGAUGGCUUUUUGCUUGAAGUUCACAGAGAAAGUUUAGGUGAUGGAACUAGAAUGGCUGAUUCAACAACAAUGUUAUCGAUAAGUGAUCCAAUUCAUAUGGUGCUGAUCAAAACAGACAUAUUUGGUGAGACCACGCUAGUGGCUUCCUAUUUUCUGGAAUGGAGAUCAGUUUUGGGCUCAGAAAAUGGAGUGACCAGUCUGACUGUGGAACUUAUGGGUCUUGCCUUAGAACGUCAGAAAACUGCAGAGAAAGAACGAUUAUUUCUGGUGUAUGCUAAGCAGUGGUGGAGAGAGUAUUUGCAAAUUCGACCCUCACAUAAUUCACGGCUGGUAAAGAUUUUUGCACAGGAUGAAAAUGGGAUAAAUAGACCAGUCUGUUCCUAUGUUAAACCACUUCGAGCGGGACGGCUUCUGGAUACUCCGAGGCAAGCAGCACGAUUUGUCAAUGUUCUUGGUUAUGAACGAGCCCCUGUUAUUGGAGGAGGUGGCAAACAGGAGCAGUGGUGCACUCUGCUGGCUUUUCUCUGUAGGAACAAGGGUGAUUGUGAAGACCACGCCAACCUGCUGUGCAGCCUUCUUCUUGGAUAUGGACUGGAGGCUUUUGUCUGUGUGGGGACCAAGGCUAAGGGGGCACCUCACGCAUGGGUUAUGACUUGUGGGACUGAUGGGACCAUCACGUUUUGGGAGAGUUUAACAGGGCACAGGUACAUCCACAAGCCUGCUAAUCCUGAUGGACCUCCACUUGCUGAACAGCCCAAACCAUUGUACCCCUAUCGAACAAUUGGUUGUGUUUUCAAUCAUCAGAUGUUCCUGGGGAACUGUCAACCCUCGGAUGCAGUAGAGACCUGCAUAUUUGAUUUGAAUGAUGAGUCCAAGUGGAAACCCAUGAGUGAAGAAGCAAUUAAGUCUGUGUGUGCUCCAGGGGCUACCACGUCUCUCCCUCCCUUCCCACCUCUGUGCGCAUCCACAAUUGACGCCUCAGUCACAAGCAAUGAAAUCGAAAUGCAGCUGAGACUUCUGGUGUCAGAGCACAGAAAGGAUCUUGGCCUCACUACUGUUUGGGAGGAUCAGCUUUCCUAUCUUUUAUCACCAGCUUUGGCGUCAUAUGAAUUUGAGCGAACGACAAGCAUAUCUGCAGGCAAUGAAGAAUUUCAAGAUGCUAUCAGGAGGGCUGUACCUGAUGGCCACACAUUUAAAGGGUUUCCAAUACAUUUUGUGUAUAGAAACGCAAGGCGUGCAUUUGCCACUUGUCUUCGGUCUCCUUUUUGUGAAGAAAUAAUCUGUUGUCGUGGUGAUCAGGUGCGACUGGCAGUUCGUGUUCGAGUGUUUACCUACCCUGAAUCUGCAUGUGCUGUUUGGAUCAUGUUUGCUUGUAAAUAUCGCUCAGUAUUAUAGGACUAACAUUUCCUAAGAAUUACUCCUGUGUUUUAUUAGAAUGGUAUAUGACUAGCUGUGUGAAGGCUUCUUAAUUUAAAUUCAGCCUCUGACUUUUGAUGUCAAUGUUUUGUAUAGAUCUGACUGGUAACGUUUUAAAAUAUCAUGUAUGUAUUUAAAAAUUAAGUAUAAAAUAUUUGUAUUGAAUUUAGUAUAAAUUAAGUGUAUAAUAAUAAACAAUACUUUCUUUUGAGGGACUCAGUUUGACUGUGAAUAUAAGAUGUUUACAUUAAUAAGUAAAGAGAUUUGUCUAGUGAUUUAAGCCAUAGUUAAAUCAAAAUGGUCAUUAUUUUUCAUAAAUGAAAGAUUAUUUUACACAAACUAGGAGAAGUUAACUUCGUAAUAGCUUAUUUAUUACAUAGAUGAAAAUAUAUUUUGCUGAAUUAGUAUUUUUGUGGUUUACUCAUGACAUUAGGGAUAUAUUUGAGGCUUUCCAGAAAUUUUUGUGAAGACUUUGAUGUAAGAAUAGGAAAAAGAGCCAAGUAUGGUGGCACAGGCUUUUAAUCCCAUGAGAGGCCAGCCUGGUCUACAUAGCAAGUUCCAGGCCAGUCAGGGCUAUACAGUGAAAACCUAUCUCAAAAAAAAAAAAAAUGUAGUAUCAAAAGCAUAAAUAUUAAUAACAAGUCUCACAUGAGUAUGUGGGAGUGUAAAUAAUUUACUGAUAUUAUUAAAAUGAAUUGAGCACUUUAGAAAAUACUUAUUACACUUCCUAGCUACAAAGUGAUUUGACUUUCUCUAAGGAGCUAAUGAUGAAUUUGUCAAGUUUGACUGUCCAUUCUUCUGUGCAGAAGGGUGUUUUGUUUUUGUGAUACUAGAAACCCAGGGCUUCCUGCAUGCCAGGCCAACACUACCACUGAGCUAUACCCACAGUAUCUCUCACUAUGUAGCCUUUGCUGGCCUGGAACUCACAGAGAUUUGCCUGCCUCUGUGUGCAGUUUCUUAGUUUAGUUUCUUUACCCAUUGGUUGUCUUAAGAUGUAAGUGUAUGCUAGUUCACUAUCCAAAUUAUUUAUUCUUUUCAUUACCUAC